AUGGCUCCUAUCAUCACUCCGGUAUCCUCAAUUGUUGCUGGAAAAAUUAACAUCAAGCUUCGUGUGCGUGUUAUCAACCUUUGGACGGUUCCAGAUUUUUCAAGGCCAACUGAGGACAACUUCAUUCAUUUGCUUCUAAUGGAUGAAAAGCUUGGAAAGAUUCAAGCAACCGCCAAGAAAACCCUCAUUCCUAAGAUACGAUCAUUGGUUCAAGAUGGGGCAGCAUAUGAGAUUCAGAAUGUGUUGGUUGCUCACAAUGAGAUUAGGUAUAGAUGCACUGGCCACAGGUGGAAAUUGAAUCUGAUAGAUCAAACAAAAUUCACAAAGAUUGAUUGCAACACAAUACCUGAGUACCAUUUUGAAUUUGUGCCUUUCAAGGAGAUACUUGAAUCAACCAAGGAAGACAGACAUGUUGAUGUCAUAGGACGUGUGGUGGAGAGAGAUUCCUUGAAGGAGAAGGAAGUUCUUGGAAAAAAAUCGAUGGUACUUGACAUAACUUUGGAGGAUACUGAGGGCAAUAGGAUCCACUGUUCUUUGUGGGACACCUACGCUAUUAGGAUGGAUGCAUAUCUCACCGUCCAUGAUCCGAAUUCUCCAGUCAUUGUUGUAAUCCAUUUAUGCAAGCUUAAAAAAUAUUAUGCCACAAUGGGUAUUUCAAAUGCUUUUUAUGGAACGAAACUAAUUUUGGAUGAUGAUCAUCCUGUUGUUAAAGAAUUUCUUUCUAAGAUUGAUGGUGCUGAUGUUGAGGUUACACAGGGUGUAAGCCAAAUUACCGGAUCAUUGAUUGUUCCAUUAGCUGAAGAUAUGCUUCAGUCAAGAAUGAUGACUAUCGAGGACUUAAUCGAGUCGUCUGACGUAUAA
This is a messenger RNA of Medicago truncatula (barrel medic), 861 nucleotides long. Its product is annotated as replication protein A 70 kDa DNA-binding subunit D. Lineage: Eukaryota; Viridiplantae; Streptophyta; Magnoliopsida; Fabales; Fabaceae. The record is from RefSeq and is a predicted model, not a curated record. The transcript is spliced from 5 exons. Bases 1 to 861 code for a protein of 286 amino acids.